UAUAACCUAGCCGAUAAUAGACGCAGAACAUUCACGGCCAAUCCUCUCUCUCUCUCAGUCUCUCCAUUCGUCGAAGCUAGUGUUCCGACUCCGAGUAGCGUAAACCCUAGAGUUUGCAUCAACAGUCUAGAUUCAACCGGAUCGUUUCAUGGUUUAUCAGAGGGAGGUGACACUUUGUUGAGAGGGUGAGUAUUUUGUGAACACACAACAAAGUCCAUGGAUUUAGACUUUGAUGAUGAACCUGCUGCACCAGCAGCUAGGGCUGGUGCCAAGUUUAAGCCGAGAGGUAGACCACAACCCAAGAAGAAGCAAGUCCCUCUUUCAACCUCACAGACAACACUCUCUACUGAUGUUGCCAAGGAGAAACUCUCAACACAAAGCGAACAUCCGGUUUCUCUGGAGGCAUCGUCGGCUUAUCCCAGUAAUGUUUCAACUUCUGAGACUACUGUCCCUGAUAGUGGAACCAUUAACCAAUCCACCAUGGGAACAAUAUCUAAAGAGAAUGUCUCAGGAGGGGCCUCCGUUCUCCGUGCUUGUACUAACUUAAAUUCAGAGGGCAAAAGAUGUGAGGAUGGCACAGAGGCGGCACCUGCAUAUCCUGAUGACCCCAGAAGACAAGAUUCUGCAACGUUUGGUGAUUCUGUUACUAGUGAAACGGAUGAAGUUAUUGAUGAUCAAACUCAAAGGAUGCAAACAGGGGAAGUAGAAGAAGAAUGCGACUGGAACAUGGAAACUCUUGAUAUUGUACAGGAGGAAUGCAUCACCAGUGCUUAUGAGCAACAUACUGGAAAGUUCCAACCAAAGCCUAGAUUGCUCGACACUGUGAUUGAAGAAGAACCAGAGUCUCAUUACUCUGUUGAUGAUACAACUGGUGCUAACCAGUCUGAGUUUAUGGUCAAUGAGGAAUCAAGAAACGAUGAAUUCAACACCAAUACUAUUCCUGAAGUUCACAAAGAAACGGCUGCUCCUAGCGUAUUGGAACAAGAACACCAUGUUGUCUCACCUAGUAAUAACGAUACAGUUAUGGGAGAAGGAGAAACACAGUCUAAUGAAGCGGAAACAGGUGCUGACAAAAAGGGGAAAAAGAAGAGAGGUCGAAAGAAGAAAACCACUACUAGUGAGGAAGAACCAAAUAAGUCAACUCCUGAGAAGAAGAAGAAGUUCAAGCAUUCAAGUCGUCGGCAGAAAAACAGAACAUUGGAUAAGGAAUUGCUUGAAACCCCCGAUGAUGAAAUCAGAAAUCUGCCUAUUAGAGAUAUGCUUCGCCUUGUUGCAUAUAGAGAAUCGCUGGAGAAAAAGGAAGCAAAGGGAGCUCCUGUUGUGCCGCCGACCCAAGAAAGUAAUACAAACAUGUCGGAGGAUAACCACUUUUAUUCUCAAGGCUUUGACGCAGAAGACGAGUUUGGUAUGGAGGAAGGAGAAAAUCACGAAGCUCCCGUAGUUAAACCGGACUCACCGGUUAACUAUCAAACGUACAUGAACAAGACUCCCAGAACUCGGUGGUCAAAACAAGAUACACAGCUCUUCUAUGAGGGAGUUCAAGAAUUUGGGAGCAAUCUAUCAAUGGUACAACAACUGUUUCCUGAAAGAACUCGUCAACAGAUCAAACUCAAAUACAAGUUGGAAGAACGCAAGAAUCCGUUGAAGCUUAAUGAUGCUUUAUCAACACGCUCGAAACAGUUAACUCAUUAUCAUAAUGUGAUAAAGAAGCUUCAGGAAGAAGCUGCGGCUGCAAAGGAAGGAGAAGAGGAAGAGGAAGAAGGAGAAGAAGCUGGAGAGGAGGCAGAGACGACUACUGAUGUUCCAGAGAAUGAGGAACCGACGAAGACUGAGGAGACUGAGCGAGCUGGUGAUGUAGUAGCUGGAGUAAAGGAAUCGGACGGUGGGGAUGUUGAGAAUGGCGUUAGAUCGGACGGUGGAGAUGAAAUCGACGAUAAUGAGGGAGAUGAUGAUGAUUUUUGGAAUUCUUAUAAGAGUGAGAUGUAGUGAUUUAUAAACAAAUCGUCUUUGCUGUCAUAGAACAUAAUAUUAGAGUAUUCUUUUCGAUUUAGAUGAAAAAGUUUUUAUACGAAGACUUAUGUCUUGGAUAGUUGGAUGUAAAAGAUUUCGUUAUUUUUGUUUUUGCUAAUUCGUCA
Messenger RNA from Brassica oleracea var. oleracea, 2135 nucleotides. Its product is annotated as glutamic acid-rich protein. NCBI's taxonomy places the organism in Eukaryota, Viridiplantae, Streptophyta, Magnoliopsida, Brassicales, Brassicaceae. The record is from RefSeq and is a predicted model, not a curated record. The transcript is spliced from 14 exons. Gene Ontology annotation, biological process: RNA polymerase III preinitiation complex assembly. Bases 217 to 1986 code for a protein of 589 amino acids. Gene Ontology annotation, cellular component: transcription factor TFIIIB complex. Gene Ontology annotation, molecular function: TFIIIC-class transcription factor complex binding.